Molecule: messenger RNA, 2986 nt
Organism: Leptomonas pyrrhocoris
Lineage: Eukaryota; Euglenozoa; Kinetoplastea; Trypanosomatida; Trypanosomatidae
Exons: 1
Coding region: 203-2986 (927 amino acids)
Source: RefSeq, a predicted model, not a curated record
AGCGUGCACCUACGGAGUAAUUUCUUAGUUAUGUGAAGCUUCGUGUUCGCACGGUACUUCUAUCGAUACACAAUUCAUUUCAAGAUCACUUGCAUAUAUACGUAUACUCCGACAUACGAUAGACGAUAGACACUCUCUCUGAAGGCCUCUUCGGUUUGGAAGAGAAGAAAAAACAACUCAAAAAUAGACACACACGCACAUAAUGGCCAACCCUUCACUUCUUGAGCGCUACUUUGCGCAGUGUCAGGCGCACCGCAUGGCACCGCUCCCCGAUUUUGUGGCGAGCUUGCGUGACGGCGUCAUGAAGGUGAACCUCGCCGACGUCUCUCUCGCUGACAUCCGUCUCUUCGCCUCAGCUGUGACGGACACCAUGCCGUCCACCGCUGCUGUUGCCAGCCCGGUCCUGCCCCGCGAGCGACGCCGCGGUGGUAAUGCGGGGUCAACGCAAGACCACGCUUCCUCCGCCUCGUCGGCAGCCGGCCAGGCGGCAAUCUUUUUCACAACGCUUCACUUUUCCUUUGACCCUUCCUCCUCGCGGCAGCGGCAGCAGCAGUCGGCGGAUGGCGGUCGUGGAGCUGGCCGAGGGGUCUCCUCUUCCUCCUCAGCGCCGGCGUCUGUCUCACUGCUGCUAGCCCCCCAGAGCGAGUCGACGCUGCGGUGGUUGAUGGAAGCCGUUGGGCAGCUGGUGCGGGAUAGUGCCCGAACUCUCAAGUCGUUUGCGUGGUGCGGACUUCCAGUCGUCGCCCCAAGCCGCGGUGCACGCAGUGCGGUUCUCGGCGCGCUGUCUUUCACGCAACUGUUGCCCUUGUGCCGUCACAUCAAGCGUCUGAACCUCGACGGCGUUGCCCUUUCCCGUGCCCAAUUUAUGCAACUUGUGAUGAUCAACUUCUCCAGCAGCUCCACCGACGUGGGCGAGGGGCCGUGGAUGGAGCUGGAGGAGGCAAGCUUCGUCAACUGCGGCGUGACGGACGCGUGCAAAGGUGGCAUUGUACGGCUGAUUCGCGUGGGGCUGCCCAUGAAAACGGCGCAGCUGUACUUCCGUUCGCUGCGCAAGAGUGUCGGCAACUCGGCGGAGAGCCCCCUCAGCGCCCCUCUUCCUCUUCCAGCCGCCACCAUCUCAGCCGGAACGAGCGCCAUGCGCGGGCUACGACAUCUUGACUUGUCGCAGAACCCGUUAGGCGACGAGACGGCGCGGGCGAUUGCCACGGCGAUUACCGGAUCUUCUCUGCACACCUUGCGUCUCGCCAGCACCGCCGUGACUGAAAGAGGUGCCGCCGUGUUGCUGCUGCCGUCCGUGUUAGAGGAGAACGCGGUGGAGAUGCUGGACCUGAGCAGCACACCAGUCAGCGACGCCUACGAGGCCUCCGCGGUGUCCUCGUCGUCGUCGCCCGCGGCUGACCUGCGCCUUCUCGCAGCGUCGUCGAUCGCGACGGGGUUUCGCGUGGUGGCGCGUGGGAUGGGGCAGCUGCUGGUGCUGCGGGAGGCGAAGCGCUUGUCGCAGCAGCCGGGGGAUGUGCGGACCCCGACCGCGACGACGGCAGCGACCACUGCUCCAUCAUCGGCGCCACGAAGAGCCACUACCACUGCGGCUGCCCACACGACGACCGACCGACAGAGUAUCGUGCGAGCGUCGUCGAGAGAGCGCGCGGAACGUGCGGAUGGGGAGGAUGGACAGCUGUCACCCGAUUCUUUUGAUGACUUUGUCCGCGUUGCAUGUGCUUCUUUUGCGCCCCCGCCUUCACGUGUGACUCCGGUCGCACAGAAACGACAACCAUCGCCACCGCAGCAGCCACAGCAACCACAACCAGCGGUUGCGGCACCACCAACAGCAGCAUCUCCCGAUGACACGCCCGCUUCCGCACCCUUUCCAUCACCUCCACCAUUACAGCCAUGCCCACCACUACAACCACCUUUCACAGCGGCGGCCGCAGCAGCACAAUCAUCUGGAGCUACAGCGCCCAACACGUACGGACCGUGGUGGCCUGCGAUGGCUUCGUGGUAUGCGAUGCAGCACCCUUACCCUGGUGUACCGGACGGGCUGCCUGGUAUGCCGAUCCCUGUGCCUGUGCCUGUGCCCGUGCCCAUUCCCGUUCUCGCACCGAUGCCGGCCCCGUACACGCCGGCAGCUCUCGGCACGAUUCCGUGGUCAGGAGCUGCGUUUGCGCAGGCAGCGGCGGCAUCAUCCACCGCCGCGGCUGUUGGUGCAGGGGAGGGGGCGCCCGAAAGAAAAGACGGCGGCGCGUCUCUCGCGAAGAGCAACAGCGCUUUCAAGCCUGCGGAGCACAAUGAGAAGCCGAAGGACAACUCGACUGCCGCAGCUGCUUUGGCCUCCUCUCUUCACGAAGUAACGGAGGCUGUAGGUGACAUCGCUGGAGUCGCUGAAGACGUGAAGGUGUCCAAAGUGGUGGAGAGGGAAGAGAGGGCGACAGAGGAGGCGGCGACUCCCCUUGCUUCUUCUCUCGCCGAUGACGCCGUGUCUACGCACUUGACUCGGCAGGCGAGCGACGCGGCCGGCGGGAGCAGCUUCCUCGCCGCGCUCAUCACCCGUCUCGAGGCGCACGAGACGGACGUGAGCGAGCGUCUCGAGCAGCAGUAUCAACGUACCACCUCUCAACUCACGGCGCUAGAGAAGGACAUGCGUUUUCGCCUGCAGCAGAUGGCCGAGGCGGAGCGGAAGGAGCGUGCGACCGCGGCGGAGAGACAGACGGCGCUGCUCGAGGCGAUCGCGGCUCUGCAUGAGGCCCCGGUGAAGCCAGCGUCGGAGACGAUGUCGGAGGAGAUGUUGUCGCAGCUGGCGCACUUGAUUGAGGUGGGCAUGAAGCGUGUGCAUGCCGCGUUGGAGAACGACGGGGCAGAGAAGACUACAGACGAGAAGCUCGAAGUCAAGGCUGCUGCCGCUCCAGUUUCUGCCCCGACUGCGGCGGAGGCAACAGAGCGCGACACGACGAAGGCGAUAAACCAGCGGCUGAAACAGUUAGGUUGGUGA